Molecule: messenger RNA, 10743 nt
Organism: Coregonus sp. 'balchen'
Lineage: Eukaryota; Metazoa; Chordata; Actinopteri; Salmoniformes; Salmonidae
Source: the annotation of a GenBank genome assembly
AUGGCUGGUGUCGUUGCUAUGGCAUCUGUCAUUGAAGAUUUUGAGACUCAGGUAUGUCCAACCAAAUUCUGUCUACACUAGCCUGUGUCAACGCAUUGGAUAUCUGUAUUUAAUUGCAUAGUUUUAAUAAUUUAGAGAGUAAUCAUCUCGCCAUGUUUUACAGCCAUGCAAGAAAUCACGCAAAGAUGCCCAUGCUCCUCCUGUCAUGACGAUCACAAACUACUUCUCCCCCGUUCCCAAGCCCAUGGAGAAACCCUUCUCCCCACCCAGGUCCAACAACAUCAUGGAUUACUUCAGCCGGAAGACUACACCAGUUAGAGAGAAAGGGAGUACCCCAGAGCAGACUAAGGAGAACCACCUGGGGCCCCAGCCCUCUGAAUCACCAGCCAGCGUAGACAGCCCUGUGAGACGGCCAGCCAUGCCCCCUCAGAAACGGGGCAGGAAGCCCAGCAAAGUUGCCCGGCAGUUACAGGAGACGGAUGCUGAUGCAGGCUUCACUGAGACGGAGGAGUGUGUGGUCUUAGAGGGGCCAGGAGAUGGUGAGGGGUCAGAGGACAACGUAGUGAGCAGCAGCUGUGGCAUCCUGGGUAGUGACACAGCUGCCCUGCUGGCCCAGUUCAGUGCUGAUGCUGGAGACACCUCUGGUGAGAAUGGCCCUGGGGCGGUAUGUCCUGAGAAGGCUCAAAAAGACAAACAUCCCAAGGUGGACUCCAAAAAAAGGGCUCCUGUAAAGAAAAAGGAAAGUCGCGACGGUUCUCCUAAAAUACCUCGAAAAGACAAGGUGAAAUGGAACCAACCUACUGCAGAAAAGAGAACUGUCAGUAAGGCUAAUGCCAAGCAGCAGCAGGAGGAUAAGGAAAUGGAGGAGUAUGUGCCCGAGUUCCAGGAGGCUGAGCUGUCUUUGUGUGAUGCAAGCAUAGAGGUGAACGUGGGUGAGGCGUCUCAGUUGAACGGAAGCACCGUCACCAUCUCCUUUGAGGACUUCCUACAGACUCAGGGCCAGGGAGAGGAGAAGGUGGGAGGAGGAAAGCAGAGUCGACACAGAGCCAGAAGACACGUUGGAUGUACCCAAAGCCAAUGAGCCGUGUCCCCUGCAGAUAUCCCCUCGAACCCUCACCAUCCAAGCUGAGGUGCACACCAUUUCCCCCGGCCACGAGCCAGUCCUUGUUGCAGAGAAAAAGAUGGCCUCCAUCUUCUCCAGGGGAAAAGAGGAGGGGAGCCCAGCAGCUGUAGAGGUGAAGACCGCUUCCUCUCCUCGUCCCCAGUCUAGACCGGAGCUGCUGCCUGCCCACAAACGGAAGUCCAAUGUGGUCCUGCAGGAGGAGGACCUGGAGCUCAGUGUCGUCGAGUCUGAAUCAUCCACUCCCAAGUGCAGCCAGACUGAGCGGAAGCAGUUCAUGAGCGCUUUCAAGCAGCCAGCCAAGCCCGGUAUGGGCCCUGGGAAGCAGCCUGUGGACAAGGCCUCGGGGGAGUCUGCUGAGGAGGAGAAACACUCUACUGCCCCAACAUGAGGAGCAGCCAGGUAAAAAGGCAGCUAAGAAGAAACCUCAGAGACGAGGGAGGAAGAAGGCCCUGGAGGAGGAGUCAGUUCCCUCACCUGCAGCACAAGAAAACCAUGUUCCCAUGGAGACUGACACUAUGGAGACUGAUGCUAAACCCAAAGCAGAGUCUACCACUGAUGCUAAACCUGAAGCAGAGCCCACCACCUCCACACCAACAACAGUCAGGAGGUCCACCAGAGAAGCCCCUCGCAGGCAGACACCUGUUGUUGAUCUAGUAACCCCAGUGAGGAAAACAAUAAAAGAAAGGGUGAAAGAUGUUGCAGCAGUCACCGAGGACUGCCCGGUCCAGAUGUCCACCCCAAAGUCAGACAAGUCAAGACACAGGGUGUUCAGAGCACAGAUGGUCUGUCCACCAGACAAGAUAGGAAGUCCCAUCAGGUGAGGGAUGGCCAAGAUAUCUUUAAGCAUAGUUUUUAAUUGUCUAGCUUGUGCAUCCUGUUGGUCAGUAACAGAGGCAAUAUGUUUGGACAUAGAUUGACUCAUCCACAAUGGAGGCCUGUCCCAAGUCUGGACACUGUCUUAAAGGCAGGACAAUACAUUACUACAGACACAGCAGUGCUUUAGCUUCAUGCUGACUUUUUGUAAUAUCUAGUUUUUCAUUUUAUUUGUUUGAAAAUGUUAAUUUUGGGCCAUUUGGUUUGUUUUUUCUGUUUUGACUACCUUUGCAUAAACAAUGUUAUAAUUUGAUUGUUACCUUGAACAUUCAGGAUGAAAUUGACCAGAGUCUUCCUAUGCUCUGCAUCAAAAUCUGAGGGUGGAAGUGAUUUUGAAAUCCUGAGUCCCCUACCUACUAAGGUAAUUAUAGCCUCGGUUUUUAUCAGGUAGAAUAUUAAACAGAUGUUUUGAAUUAGCAGCUAUAAUUCAGCACACACUUAACUUUCACUUGUAUUUUUUCUUCUUAAACCCAUUUGAAUCCUCUUGUUCAGGAAUCCAAUGCAUCCAAGAAGAGAAAAAAGGCGAAGAAGUUGGUGGAGAAAGCCCGGGCGAUACAGCAGAGUAAAAAGGCUGCAGCCGAUAAGGAGGGUCAGAGCUCCUUACGACGCUCCUCCCGGUGCCAGGUCUCCGUCAAGAAGAGCUACAAUGAAGAUGAGGUACACUACAGUCCGACAGUCCUAAUUACAUUUCAAUUAAAUGAUUGUAGGUUGUAGGUUUUUCCUUACUUGGGAGAUGAUGUUCUACUCUCACUCAGUGUGUACUGUGUAGCCUACUGUACAAUUCAUGCUCGAUUGAUAGCAUGGGUUUUUAUUUGUGUCAUAUUAAAGAUGAUGCAUGUAGUUUUCAAUCCACCUGACUAUCUUGUUUCCUGUCCAUUUCUCCAACUGUGAGAUGAAGCACAAGUACAGAAAGGAUUUGUUUCAUAGAUAACCCGCUAACCCUUUAUUUUUGCGAACCACUGUUUGUGCAGGACUCAGUGGUUUGUGUGGAGGAUAGCCAGGAUGUCUCUGCUCCGGCUGCCGAGGAGAAGGGCAAGGCUCAGAAACGCAGUCUAAAUGAUGUAUUGGGGAAAAAAGCACCUGCCAUCAAAGAGUCCAAGAAUCCAGCAGGUACUUUAACACUGUUGUUGACAUAAAAAGUCGUAACAUGGUUAUAGACAUGUUUCGUUAAAAAAUCAAAUUGUGCUCACCCUGAAAUGUUCUGCUACAGUAAUUUAUUUGAAAGUGAAUUUAUUUACAAAGCCUGGAGGUGAAGGGGACGUGUUUUAUUUGUGUAGUGUGUCAAGGUGAAAGCCGUGCUUUUGUAAUGAUUGUUAAUUAAUCAUUUAAUUGUUUAAAGCAUUACGUUUCUUAAAUGUAAUUUGUGUUUUGUGCACAUAUACUUGAUGAAAUCUUGUCUUAUACGGGCUGGGCACCAAUUGGUACAGUUGAAGUCGGAAGUUUACAUACACUUAGGUUGGAGUCAUUAAAACUCAUUUUUCAACCACUCCACACAUUUCUUGUUAACAAACUAUAGUUUUGGCAAGUCGGUUAGGACAUCUACUUUGUGCAUGACACAAGUAAUUUUUCCAACAAUUGUUUACAGACAGAUUAUUUCACUUAUAAUUCACUGUAUCACAAUUCCAGUGGGUCAGACGUUUACAUACACUAAGUAACUGUGCCUUUAAACAGCUUGGAAAAUUCCAGAAAAUGAUGUCUUGGCUUUAGAAGCUUCUGAUAGGCUAAUUGACAUCAUUUGAGUCAAUUGGAGGUGUACCUGUGGAUGUAUUUCAAGGCCUACCUUCAAACUCAGUGCCUCUUUGCUUGACAUCAUGGGAAAAUCAAAAGAAAUCAGCCAAGACCUCAGAAAAAAAAUGGUAGACCUCUACAAGUCUGGUUCAUCCUUGGGAGCAAUUUCCAAAUGCCUGAAGGUACCACGUUCAUCUGUACAAACAAUAGUACGCAAGUAUAAACACCAUGGGACCACGCAGCCGUCAUACCGCUCAGGAAGGAGACGCGUUCUGUCUCCUAGAGAUGAACGUACUUUGGUGCGAAAAGUGCAAAUCAAUCCCAGAACAACAGCAAAGGACCUUGUGAAGAUGCUGGAGGAAUCAGGUACAAAAGUAUCUAUAUCCACAGUAAAACGAGUCCUAUAUCGACAUAACCUGAAAGGACACUCAGCAAGGAAGAAGCCACUGCUCCAAAACCACCAUAAAAAGCCAGACUACGGAUUGCAACUGCACAUGGGGACAAAUAUCAUACUUUUUGGAGAAAUGUCCUCUGGUCUGAUGAAACAAAAAUAGAACUGUUUGGCCAUAAUGACCGUCGUUAUGUUUGGAGGAAGAAGGGGGAGGCUUUCAAGCCGAAGAACACCAUCCCAACCGUGAAGCACGGGGUGGCAGCAUCAUGCUGUAGGGGUGCUUUGCUGCAGGAGGGACUGGUGCACUUCACAAAAUAGAUGGCAUCAUGAGGAAGGAAAAUUGUGGAUAUACAGUGAGGGGAAAAAAGUAUUUGAUCCCCUGCUGAUUUUGUAUGUUUGCCCACUGACAAAUAAAUGAUCAGUCUAUAAUUUUAAUGGUAGGUUUAUUUGAACAGUGAGAGACAGAAUAAAACACAAAAUUCCAGAAAAACGCAUGUCAAAAAUGUUAUAAAUUGAUUUGCAUUUUAAUGAGGGUAAUAAGUAUUUGACCCCCUCUCAAUCAGAAAGAUUUCUGGCUCCCAGGUGUCUUUUAUACAGGUAACGAGCUGAGAUUAGGAGCACACUCUUAAAGGGAGUGCUCCUAAUCUCAGCUUGUUACCUGUAUAAAAGACACCUGUCCACAGAAGCAAUCAAUCAAUCAGAUUCCAAACUCUCCACCAUGGCCAAGACCAAAGAGCUCUCCAAGGAUGUCAGGGACAAGAUUGUAGACCUACACAAGGCUGGAAUGGGCUACAAGACCAUCGCCAAGCAGCUUGGUGAGAAGGUGACAACAGUUGGUGCGAUUAUUCGCAAAUGGAAGAAACACAAAAUAACUGUCAAUCUCCCUCGGCCUGGGGCUCCAUGCAAGAUCUCACCUCGUGGAGUUGCAAUGAUCAUGAGAACGGUGAGGAAUCAGCCCAGAACUACACGGGAGGAUCUUGUCAAUGAUCUCAAGGCAGCUGGGACCAUAGUCACCAAGAAAACAAUUGGUAACACACUACGCCGUGAAGGACUGAAAUCCUGCAGCGCCCGCAAGGUCCCCCUGCUCAAGAAACCACAUAUACAGGGCCGUCUGAAGUUUGCCAAGGAACAUCUGAAUGAUUCAGAGGAGAACUGGGUGAAAGUGUUGUGGUCAGAUGAGACCAAAAUCGAGCUCUUUGGCAUCAACUCAACUCGCCGUGUUUGGAGGAGGAGGAAUGCUGCAUAUGACCCCAAGAACACCAUCCCCACCGUCAAACAUGGAGGUGGAAACAUUAUGCUUUGGGGGUGUUUUUCUGCUAAGGGGACAGGACAACUUCACCGCAUCAAAGGGACGAUGGACGGGGCCAUGUACCGUCAAAUCUUGGGUGAGAACCUCCUUCCCUCAGCCAGGGCAUUGAAAAUGGGUCGUGGAUGGGUAUUCCAGCAUGACAAUGACCCAAAACACACAGCCAAGGCAACAAAGGAGUGACUCAAGAAGAUGCACAUUAAGGUCCUGGAGUGGCCUAGCCAGUCUCCAGACCUUAAUCCCAUAGAAAUCUGUGGAGGGAGCUGAAGGUUUGAGUUGCCAAACGUCAGCCUCGAAACCUUAAUGACUUGGAGAAGAUCUGCAAAGAGGAGUGGGACAAAAUCCCUCCUGAGAUGUGUGCAAACCUGGUGGCCAACUACAAGAAACAUCUGACCUCUGAUUGCCAACAAAGGUUUUGCCACCAAGUACUAAGUCAUGUUUUGCAGAGGGGUCAAAUACUUAUUUCCCUCAUUAAAAUGCAAAUCAAUUUAUAACAUUUUUGACAUGCAUUUUUCUGGAUUUAUUUGUUAUUCUGUCCCUCACUGUUCAAAUAAACCUACCAUUAAAAUGAUAGACUGAUCAUGUCUUUGUCAGUGGGCAAACAUACAAAAUCAGCAGGGGAUCAAAUACUUUUUUCCCUCACUGUAUAUACACACACACACACAAAUAUGUAUGUAUAGAAGGACACUAACAUUAAUGUUUUAUUGUGGGGUUUUUUUACCUUCCAAAGUGGCUCCCAUGUUCCUUGGGAAGAAAGCACAGAGGACAUCAGUCAUAUCCAUCUUUGAUGACAGCAGGUAAGCUUAUUACAGACUUGCAGCUUAUUACCAUAACACUGGUUGGUCUCUAUUCUAAAUUUUAGCAGACCUCAACAAGACCUUACACCCCUAUUGUGCCUCUAACCCAUUCUAGCCGUGAUGGUUCAGAGAACUCUCAGGAUGACGAACAGUUCCGAGCCCGCAGGGAGUUCCUGAAGAGUGGCCUCCCAGAGUCCUUCAAGAAGCAGGUAGCCAAAACUGCUGCCACCAAGGAGGCCUAUGCUGUCUCCUGCUCCUCCUUCCAGCCUGUAGUGCACGUGCUGCAGACGUCACAGGGUACGUUGUUCUCCUUGCUAGCUCUGUCCCUUCCAUCCAAAUUGUCUUAUUAGUUGUAUAAUGCAUAAAGGGUGCCACACACUGAUGUUUAGAUUUUUUGAAUGGCCAUUUUACUAACAUAAAUCUUAAGCAACUGAUAGAUAAUGAGUGUGCACUGCACUGAGAUUUUUAUUAAAUAAUUUGUGUGCCAUAACCUGGAUUUGAACCGGCAACCUUUGCCUUUUCAGCGUGCCUCCUGUUCAAAGUGUUCCCUCUGUGUUCUCCAUCUAAUAAAUUUUUAUUUGACAGACUGUCCUCUCUGGAGUCUACCAUGGCCUGUUUCUCCUCGCUUACACUUCCUGAAGGAGCUUUGCUGUCUACCAUCAAACCAGCUUCCAUCCCUCGAUAGUUCCACUUGCUUUAAGACUGAGCCAGCCUCCAGAGCCCACACUGAAAGGGUAUGUUGUAAUAUUAUUUUACACAUUUCAUAAUUCACUGGUAAUAAUCCAUGUAAUACAGUGGGGGAAAAAAGUAUUUAGUCAGCCACCAAUUGUGCAAGUUCUCCCACUUAAAAAGAUGAGAGAGGCCUGUAAUUUUCAUCAUACGUACAUGUCAACUAUGACAGACAAAUUGAGAGAAAAAAAUCCAGAAAAUCACAUUGUAGGAUUUUUAUAGAAUUUAUUUGCAAAUUAUGGUGGAAAAUAAGUAUUUGGUCACCUACAAACAAGCAAGAUUUCUGUCUCUCACAGACCUGUAACUUCUUCUUUAAGAGGCUCCUCUGUCCUCCACUCGUUACCUGUAUUAAUGGCACCUGUUUGAACUUGUUAUCAGUAUAAAAGACACCUGUCCACAACCUCAAACAGUCACACUCCAAACUCCACUAUGGCCAAGACCAAAGAGCUGUCAAAGGACACCAGAAACAAAAUUGUAGACCUGCACCAGGCUGGGAAGACUGAAUCUGCAAUAGGUAAGCAGCUUGGUUUGAAGAAAUCAACUGUGGGAGCAAUUAUUAGGAAAUGGAAGACAUACAAGACCACUGAUAAUCUCCCUUGAUCUGGGGCUCCAAGCAAGAUCUCACCCCGUGGGGUCAAAAUGAUCACAAGAACGGUGAGCAAAAAUCCCAGAACCACACGGGGGGACCUAGUGAAUGACCUGCAGAGAGCUGGGACCAAAGUAACAAAGCCUACCAUCAGUAACACACUACGCCGCCAGGGACUCAAAUCCUGCAGUGCCAGACGUGUCCCCCUGCUUAAGCCAGUACAUGUCCAGGCCCGUCUGAAGUUUGCUAGAGUGCAUUUGGAUGAUCCAGAAGAGGAUUGGGAGAAUGUCAUAUGGUCAGAUGAAACCAAAAUAGAACUUUUUGGUAAAAACUCAACUCGUCGUGUUUGGAGGACAAAGAAUGCUGAGUUGCAUCCAAAGAACACCAUAUCUACUGUGAAGCAUGGGGGUGGAAACAUCAUUCUUUGGGGCUGUUUUUCUGCAAAGGGACCAGGACGACUGAUCCGUGUAAAGGAAAGAAUGAAUGGGGCCAUGUAUCGUGAGAUUUUAAAGUGAAAACCUCCUUCCAUCAGCAAGGGCAUUGAAGAUGAAACGUGGCUGGGUCUUUCAGCAUGACAAUGAUCCCAAACACACCGCCCGGGCAAUGAAGGAGUGGCUUCGUAAGAAGCAUUUCAAGGUCCUGGAGUGGCCUAGCCAGUCUCCAGAUCUCAACCCCAUAGAAAAUCUUUGGAGGGAGUUGAAAGUCUGUGUUGCCCAGCGACAGCCCCAAAACAUCACUGCUCUAGAGGAGAUCUGCAUGGAGGAAUGGGCCAAAAUACCAGCAACAGUGUGUGAAACCUUGUGAAGACUUACAGAAAACGUUUGACCUGUGUCAUUGCCAACAAAGGGUAUAUAACAAAGUAUUGAGAAACUUUUGUUAUUGACCAAAUACUUAUUUUCCACCAUAAUUUGCAAAUCAAUUCAUUAAAAAUCCUACAAUGUGAUUUUCUGGAGAAAAACAUUCUCAUUUUGUCUGUCAUAGUUGAUGUGUGCCUAUGAUGAAAAUUACAGGCCUCUCUCAUCUUUUUAAGUGGGAGAACUUGCACAAUUGGUGGCUGACUAAAUACUUUUUCCCCCACUGUAUUUACUGGUGUAGUUUUGUUUGAGUUAAUCAACUUUAGAUAAUUGAAUAAUCUGUUCUGAACAGGGGUCUGGCUGGCGAGAAGAUUUCUCUGAGCCCGUUCGUAAGCUCCUAAUGGGGGAGAUCAGUGCAUCCAACCCUCCUUUCCCCGUCCAGCGGUUCCUCACACGCUUCCUGACGAGGCGGACGGACCACCUCCAGCAAUGCACAGCUUCAGAGGCAGACCCCGGCAACAAACUCCCCAGCAGUGCCCCAGCAUCGACAGAGCCUGUUGGGGGGAAGAGGAAGAGAGUGGAAGAGGGUGAGGGGGCCGUGGGAAAGGUGGCCAAGAAGCAGAGGUCCAGGAGGUCAGAGGAGGAGAAGAUAAUUGUGAUCGACGGGGACACCAUCUCCCCCGAACCUGAGCCACCCAGGAGGGGAGGGCGAGGGAGGAGGCGCAAGCAGCAGGAGAAUGAGAUGAAAACACCACUCCCCUCCCAAAAGGACCCUGUGGUACUCCUGGAGGACUCUCCACUGGCUUGGUAACUCUGUCAAAGAUGGUAAGAGGGCAAAUAAGAAAUGUAGUUCUCUGUAAAACCUCUUAUCUUGCAGUAUCAGUGGUAGCCAAAACAUGGCCUUUCAGUUAGACGUUUAAAUGUGCUUCCUUCCCCUUUUCAUGAGAUUACACAAUCAAUUUUUGAAUAGUCUCUAGUAACUGCCUUUUUAUUCCACCAGACUCUGUAAAAGAGGAUGUGUUGUGGACAGAGAAGUACCAACCACAGCACUCCAAUGACAUCAUAGGCAACACUGCCUCAGUGAGGAGGCUGCACAGGUAAGGGACUGUGGUGUAUCUACAGAAUGAGUCAACUGAAUAGCUCAGUAGCUAGGUGUACUAGGCAUACUGCUGACUCUACACAGGUAUUACAGAUAUACAGUGCAUGGCCAAAAGUAUGUGAACACCUGCUUGUCGAACAUCUCGUUCCAAAAUCAUGGGCAUUAAUAUGGAGUUGGUCCCACCUUUUGCUGCUAUAACAGCCUCCACUCUUCUGGAAAGGCUUUCCACUAGAUGUUGGAACAUUGCUGCGGGGAUUUGCUUCCAUUCAAUCACAAGCAUUAGUGAGGUCGGGCACUGAUGUUGGGUGAUUAGGCCUGGCUCGCAGUCGGCAUUCCAAUUAAUCCCAAAGUUCUUCCAUGUCGAUCUUGACAAACCAUUUCCGUAUGGACCUCACUUUGUGCACGGGGGCAUGGUCAUGCUGAAACAGGGAAGCGCCUUCCACAAAGUUGGAAGCACAGAAUUGUCUAGAGACGUUUCCAAUUCACAAUAACAGCACUUAAAGUUGACUGGGGCAGCUCUAGCAGGGCAGAAAUUUAACGAACUGACUUGUUGGAAAGGUGGCAUCCUAUGGCAGUGCCACGUUGAAAGUCACUGAGCUCUUCAGUACGGGCCAUUAUACUGCCAAUGUUUGUCUAUGGAGAUUGCAUGGCUGUGUGUUCGAUUUUAUACACCUGUCAGCAACAGGUGAGGCUGAAAUAGCCGAAUCCACUAAUUUGAAGGGGUGUCCACAUACUUAGUGUAUGAAUCAAUAGCUUUAUGAGCUUGAUUGAAAGCCCUUGUGUGUUAGGUGCCAUUAAUUCAAUUAAUUUGUCAAGUAAUUUUGCAUAAACCGAUCCGUUUGCAGUUGGCUGAGGGAAUGGAAGCUCAGAGCUGACCGGGAAGAGAGGAAAAAACGGAAGGAAAAGAAACAGGAGGAUGACAGCAAUGGUAAGAGACAGUCACCUUGCAAAAAAUGGUGGAGCCCUCUCUUCUAAGAUUUUGAUCUUGUAUUUUCAGUUAGGACUGUGACUGUUUGAGUACAAACAAAUGUUUCCCUCCUUUGAAAUAGUUACAUCGUCCUACGUAAAAGUAACUUUUUUUCGAAGUUACCACAGAGUAAACCUAAAGCAGCCUGAUGUUCCCCUCUUGGCCACACAGACUCAUGGGACACUGAAGACGGGGACUCUCAGGAGGGGGAAGACUUUAUGUGUAACACCCUGCUGAUCACUGGUCCCACGGGGGUGGGCAAGACCGCUGCCGUCUACGCCUGCGCCCAGGAACUCGGCUUUUAAGGUCUGUUCACUCUUUACUCCACUUGCCUAACACAGCGGUCACCA